Molecule: messenger RNA, 2920 nt
Organism: Branchiostoma floridae (Florida lancelet)
Lineage: Eukaryota; Metazoa; Chordata; Leptocardii; Amphioxiformes; Branchiostomatidae
Product: alkaline phosphatase, tissue-nonspecific isozyme-like
Exons: 11
Coding region: 135-1739 (534 amino acids)
Biological process (GO): dephosphorylation
Molecular function (GO): alkaline phosphatase activity
Source: RefSeq, a predicted model, not a curated record
UAACCUUACUGUGACCAAAACAUAAGACGUGUUUGUGUGUCCUUUAUCAAUUUGAGCUCAUUUGACAGAACUGUUGAAGACAAAGUUGUAGUGCGGACCGACGUCUUAGCGGGUACCACAGAUAAGUGAAAACCAUGUUUGGAGCUUCGGUGAAGUUUGUUCUCAGCGUAGCGGUGUGGUUGUCGUCAUGGACUUUAAACUGCUCUGCUCAAACCGAAGAGGAAAAGCAGCCGGAAUACUGGAACAACCUGGCCUGGCAGGACAUACAGGAUGUUCUCCAACUCCAACCCAGGACGGGCGUGGCCAAGAACCUGGUGCUGUUUCUAGGCGACGGGAUGGGCGUGUCCACUGUGACGGCGGGGAGGAUCCUGAAGGGCCAGCUGGCGGGAAGGACGGGUGAGGAGGAGCUUCUGGAGAUGGACAAACUGCCGUAUUCAGCUCUAGUCAAGACGUACAACGUUGACCGUCAGACGGGGGACUCAGCAGGUACGGCCACGGCCUAUCUCAGUGGUGUGAAGGCGAACUACGGGACUGUGGGAGUGGACGCGACGGUGGCUCGUGGCGACUGUGCCGCGAGUUUCACAGCAAAAACUACGUCAAUCCUCGAACACGCGCACGCUGCAGGUAAGUCCGUUGGCAUCGUUGCUACGGCACGUGUCACUCAUGCCACACCUGCGGGGACAUAUGCCUAUGCUGCAAACAGGGCGUGGGAACAUGACGGUAAGAUGCCGAGCGAAGCAAAAGCCCUUGGGUGCACCGAUAUCGCCCAACAACUUGUGGAAGACAACCCGUUUAUAAAAGUCAUACUUGGCGGUGGGAGGGGCUAUUUCACCAGUACGGACCAGUCGGAUCCAGAAUAUCCGGACCAAACGGGUUUCCGGACGGACGGCCGUGAUCUGAUCCAGGAGUGGCAGGACGGGAAACAAGGUGCCGCCGCGCGGUACGUCUGGAGGAAGGCGGAGUUCGACCAGGUCGAUCCGGCAGAAACCGACUUUCUCAUGGGCCUUUUCGAGCCAGACCACAUGCAGUACUCCCUGGACAAUGAGGACGACCCGGCAGGUGAACCAACCAUCGCCGAGAUGACAACCAAGGCCAUACAGAUACUUUCCAAAAAUCCAAACGGCUUCUUCCUAUUGGUGGAGGGUUCCAAGAUUGACCUUGGCCACCAUUUCGGCUUGGCAGCGCAUGCGCUUAAUGACCUCGUAGCCUUCAAUGACGCCAUCGCCGUGGGGAAGAACAUGCUUGACCUGGAUGAAACCCUGAUCACUGUGACGGCAGACCACUCCCAUAUGUUUGGUUUCGGGGGGUACGCGCCCAGAGGAACACCUAUUUUGGGUAUUGUGCCCAAAAGUGAUGACAAUAUCGUCCUGGAUGGGAUGCCUUUUACCAACAUCCUGUACGGAAACGGUCCGGGAGGGAGUCUGGGAGGAAGACAGAACCUCACGGGGGUCGACACAGCGGACAAAAAUUACCGCCAGCAGGCGGCCGUCCCUAUGAAGUAUGAGAGUCAUGGCGGGGAGGACGUGUCAGUGUUCGCUGACGGGCCGAUGGCGCACCUGUUCCGGGGACUGCACGAGCAGGUGUACGUGGCACACGUCAUGAAGUACGCCGCCUGUAUAGGAGAGUACACGGAGAAGUGCCGAACCUCCCGCAACCAGACCUCAGCUGGAGACCAGCACACCUGGAGCGGGUUCACUGUCUUCAUCACCCUGCUUCUACUCAAAACUAUUAUCAACUGAGAGGAUAAGUGAGGGUUCGUCUGGUAAUACUAUGUUACUACGCCCAAUUCAUGACUUGUUUGGAAAAUACUUCUAACUUGUUUCAGAAAAUAAGUUCAUCACGUUGGUAGAUAAUAGAACAUAAGAGUUUUCUUUUACAAAACCAUUUUUUCUCACCUGCUGACGUUUCGAAGUAGUCUGGAUAAGGAAGUCCACCCCAGUGAUGAACCGGGACGACUCGAGGAGGGUACAAACCCAGCCACGUCUGGGAUAGUGUUCUCCCCCCGAAAGCGCCACCUACAUUGGCUAUAUAUAUAUAUAUAGCAACGAGAAUAGCAGAACUCCAGUUAGAAGCUUUGAGGAAGAUGUCUACUUGAUCAGAAAUCGGAACGUCACCAGAUGAGAAAAAAAAAAUAGGUUGUGUAAAAGAAAAUUCUUAUGUCCUACCCAGUUUCUUGUUCCAAACUACAUAUAAAAGUUGUGUCUCAGAGAUUUUAUCAUAUAUUGUUUUAAAAUAAAGUUCCUUUGAGAUACUUGUAUAUACUAAGUAAACCCAAGCGAUGGCUCUGCAACUUGCCAACCACCUUUAUCAGGGCGUUAUGGUAAUUUUCCGCUAGGUGUCGUUGCUGCAAGUAUGCAGUUUCAUGCGUGACACAACACUUACAGAUAUGUGAUAGUUGUCCAUAGGAUUUUAUAUAGUCCUAUUCUUUGUAGUCGUGCUAGAUAUGUAUUUCUUUAAAACUUUUGUUUCUUAGCAAUAUGUGCAUAGACAUUACGAGGCGUAGUUUUAGGAAACAUAGUUAAGUGCUGUGGUAUAAUCGGUCUUCUUAUUAUGCAAAGUGUCGAAAUGUGGAUUCUGAUACAAACAAAUAAUGAUUUACCGACAGAAAUUUUCUUCUUGUUCUUUUGCCAAACGUUUGUACCCUGAGAUUGACUAGUUAUUAUAUAUACGUUAAUUUAUAAAGAAAGAAAAAACCUAACAUUAUACAAGUGCUAGUGUUCACUUUAUUUCUUGUUUGAAGUGUUGUAACAUAUAUACAGAUGUCCAUGACUUUAUACUUGUUAUGGGCAUUUUGUUUUAUUCUGUAGUCAAACACACCGUAUGUGUUGUAUCCUUAUCCUAUUAUAACAUGUGUCAUGCUAAAAAAACUACCUCUGUCAUUGCAUGAGAAUGAUUUAUUAUAAACACUUUCCAAAUAGCA